AUGUAUAACCUUAGUAGAAUCACUAGAUAUCUAUCCUCUGUUUCACUCAACCCUAGCACGAGAGCGCGUGGGGUUCUGACUGAGAAGGCUUCCAUGAAUCGAGCAUUUUCCGGGAAACCAGGAUCUGAUGGAGUUGGAGGCGACGAUAAUGGUUGGGAUAUCGCAACGGGAGGAUCAUUCGGUGAUACAGUAGGAUCUGAUUGGGACAAUAAAUCAAUGUGGACGACUGGUUUGACUAAGGAGCAUUUCGAUGGCGUCUCUGUUGGGCGUCAGAAGAACGCGAAUCCUUCGUCUGAUAAUGCCGCUUCUGAUUCAGGCGAUGUAAUGAGCAGAUUGGGUCCAAAAGAAGUCGCAAUGGUUAACGAAAUGAAUGAGUAUGAUGAUUUGAUUAAAGAGAUUGAGCAAGAUAAUAGCCAUAGCAGAGCUUUUGUUGAUGGGAUCAAACAGAGAAUGAUGGAGAUGAGUGUGUUGUUGAAGCAAGUCAAGGAACCUGGAGCUAGAGGGUCUUAUCUUAAGGACUCUGAGAAGACUGAGAUGUACAGAUUGCAUAAAGAGAAUCCUGAGGUGUAUACCGUUGAGAGGCUUGCUAAGGAUUAUAGGAUCAUGAGGCAGCGUGUUCACGCCAUUCUUUUUCUUAAAGAAGAUGAAGAAGAAGAAGAGAGAAAGCUUGGUCGUCCCUUGGAUGAUUCUGUUGAGCGUUUGCUUGAUGAGUGCCCUGAGUUCUUCAUUUCGCAUGACCGAGAAUUCCAUGUGGCCUCGCUUAAAUACAAACCCGACUUCAAGGUCAUGCCAGAAGGAUGGGAUGGUACAAUCAAAGAUAUGGACGAAGUCCAUUAUGAGAUCUCAAAAAAAGAGGAUGACAUGCUUUACGACGAAUUUCUUCGGAGGUUUGAGUUCAACAAAAUGAAAUGGAGAGGAGAAGUGAAGUGCCACAAGUACAGCAGACGACGUUCAUCUGAAGGAUGGAAAAUCACGGUUGAGAAAUUAGGUGCCAAGGGCAAACGUGGAUCCGGUGGUGGCUGGAAGUUUGUGAGUCUUCCAGAUGGAUCGAGCCGGGCUCUCAACGAAGUAGAGAAGAUGUAUGUUAAGCGUGAAACGCCGCGUCGCCGUCGUAAGAUCCUCCCUUAGAACCAGUCCCGGCUCUGACCCAUGGCCAGUGGGGCGACCUUCCUGGCUCUACCACCCUUAUAUUUGUUUCCUGUGCUACUUUGGAGAGUGUCAAAGUUGAAACUACUUUGCUUUUUGUCUGAUCUCAAGUUGAAUAGUAAGAUGGGUAGCUUUAGUUUUCGAUUUUCGAUCAGUGUCCCAAUCUAUGAAGUUCGAAUAAUCUUACCCCAAACACUUUUAGGCCCAAACAUUUUAUUUAGGCCCAAAUAUUUAAGAAUCAUAUUCA
Messenger RNA from Eutrema salsugineum, 1393 nucleotides. RefSeq lists its product as uncharacterized. The record is from RefSeq and is a predicted model, not a curated record. Bases 1 to 1128 code for a protein of 375 amino acids. The transcript has 3 exons. Lineage: Eukaryota; Viridiplantae; Streptophyta; Magnoliopsida; Brassicales; Brassicaceae.